Messenger RNA from Musa acuminata AAA Group (dessert banana), 2416 nucleotides. Its product is annotated as pumilio homolog 3-like. The transcript has 2 exons. The record is from RefSeq and is a predicted model, not a curated record. Lineage: Eukaryota; Viridiplantae; Streptophyta; Magnoliopsida; Zingiberales; Musaceae. The coding region runs from base 365 to 994 and encodes 209 amino acids.
UUUCUCUUGUUCUAAUUCGUUCCCCUGCUCUGUCCAUUGCAGUUACCGGUGGCAGGUCGGAGUCACGAGAACGGGUUUCCCGACGAGAAAUGAAGGAAGGAUCGGCGGAGCUGCAAUGAUCGCAUCUUUUUGCUAUCAUUUCUCGGAUUAGCGGAGAAAAUGUGUUCGUGUUUUCUGCGUUCGAGCUAGGAAUUUUGGGUUCUCGGUCGGGGAAUGAUGUGACUGCUCUCCCUUUUAAUGUUGAAAGAUUCGAUCUUUUUGGCGGAAACCUCGCUAUUUUGUAGUUCUUGAGGUUCGGAGCUCCCAAAGUUGCGCUUUCUUGCUCUUCCUUUUUCAUGUUUUAUCUUCCUUUUGUGUUCUUGGAAUGGUCACUGGGAGCCCACCGAUGAUCGGCAGCGGCGGAGAUGGUUUUGGUGGAGAGGAUUUGGGCUUUCUCCUUAGGGAGCAAAAGGGGAGGGAUCGAGAGAGGGAGCUCAGGAUUUUCCGCAAUGGCUCCGCUCCACCCACGGUCGAGGGCUCUCUCACCGCCAUGGGAGGGACAUCUGGGCGCCAGGUCGCGUCCGGCAUUUCAGAUUUUCCGGCGGUAAAGAACGGGAAUGGGUUUUCAACAGGGCAGGAACUCCUAUCCGAUCCGGCAUGUGUCUCCUACCACCACUAUCACGUGAAUCUCAACUCUCGGCUGCCGCCACCGGUGCUCUCCAAGGAGGACUGGAGAUCCACGCAGAGGCUUCAGUUGGGGAUCUCCGUUAUGGGCAGGGAUCGAGGAUUCAAAGAAAACCAACUGCGAGGAGGAAGAGGAGCUUUGUCGACGUUGUUCAGACACAUAAAUGAUGGUGACUGUGACACAUGGAUGCGGUCUAUGACAGCUCAUGGAUGCUUUGUAGGUUCCAUAUUGUUCCUGUCAGAAAUCAACAAGGUAAACAUAUUGUUCUUAUCGGUAGCCUAUGCCAAUAAGAAAAAUUCAAAUUGCAUGCCACUGGAAAUGUUUCUGUAAUCCUUGAAUUUUUUUGUCCAUAUAAAAGACCAUCAUUCUUCCAUUCACAUUAUGUUUCUUCUGAUAUCUGCUGCACGGCUGCCCUGCAUCAAACCCCAUGAACCAAGUACAUGUGAUAAACCAAGAGACCUUUUGAUAAACUUCUCAGAAAGCUGUCGGAUGCAAAUUUGUAUUUUGGACUGAAAUACCUUUAUUAUCACAAGAGACCUUUGGAUAAACUUCUCAGAAAGCUGUCGGAUGCAAAUUUGUAUUUUGGGCUGAAAAACCUUUAUAUCUAUGGAAUAUGGAUACUUUAAUAUGUUUGCCAUAUUUGUGCUCCGAACAUGCUGGAUAUUGUUACUUGUUGUACCUAUGUCUGAUAUCUUCUGUUUGUAGAGGAUAUAACAUAUUCCUCUAACACUUGACAUAUCAGUGCAUCAUUAGUAGAAAGCUCCAAGUUUGAAUCUGAAUGAUCUUCAAAACCUGAAUUCAUUGUUAGACAUUCCGAGGGCAGUAUCUCUUUCUUGGUACUUUGUUUUUUGGUUGAUAAUUGAGUUGAGUAGCUACAAGACAGUCUAAUUGACUUGCAUUAUUUGUCCUUUAUUUCUCUUCAUGGGUGGCGGUGGUCUAUGAUGAAAGACCAGUUUGCUAACUACAUUGCACAGAAAGUAUUAGAGACUCAGGAUGAUCAGCAACGAGAGCUGAUCGGCUUGCAAAUAAAGAUCCACUUGAAUACCCUUAAAAAAUAUAUUUACAGGAAGCAUGUAGUUCCCCAUGUGGAGAACUCAUUGUAGCUGGAGGUUAGUGCAUUGAUUUCCUUUAUUGUUUCUUUCAAUUCAUAUAUUUCAUACUGUAACUGGAAUGGCUUCCUACGGAUUCUCGAAAGGUUUUGCUUUCAAGAAAGCUAUGCCUUCUCAACACAAAUAUUAGACAUGCACAGGACAUAGGUGAUUCUUUUUAGACAUGCAGGAGCUUCUUAAAAUUUCACAUUUUUCCUUUCACUUUGACCUAUCAAAACAAGUUUGCAAUGUUGUUUUCUACUGCAGAGAGGUGAAUCUCUUGUGCCGGCACGGGGAUGAAACUGAAACUGUAUAGCUAACCGAUGCUAAUUUUGAGUCCCUCUUGAUCUAUUUAGGUAUGUGCAAGCUGCUGGGUUGGAAAUAAGAAUACUGCCCCACAAAGGAAGAAAAGUCUGCUCGAUGUUUCUCUCUUUACUUCUGUUUCUUCUUUUAUUUGAUUAUGGGAUUGUAUGUGAUGAUGUACAAUUUUCAAAUGCAAUCGAUUCAUCCUCUUUCUCCUCUCCUGUAAACUUUGACACUCUCUCUGUAAUCAAUGACACAGUUAUCAUAUCAGAAAAACAACAGCAUGAGCUGCUACCCUUUGAAUGGUUCUUGAGAUUCUGCAGGACUUGUAAAUUAUGAUCCUCAUGAAAAUUGAGAUCUC